This is a messenger RNA of Colias croceus (clouded yellow), 5806 nucleotides long. RefSeq lists its product as uncharacterized. NCBI's taxonomy places the organism in Eukaryota, Metazoa, Arthropoda, Insecta, Lepidoptera, Pieridae. The record is from RefSeq and is a predicted model, not a curated record. The transcript is spliced from 13 exons. The coding region runs from base 16 to 4365 and encodes 1449 amino acids. Gene Ontology annotation, molecular function: heme binding; peroxidase activity. Gene Ontology annotation, biological process: response to oxidative stress.
AGUUCGAAUUUGAAUAUGGAACUGUUGAGACGAAUUAUAAUCACAGUGGUUAUAGUAAAUUUUAUAAAUGCUGGAUUUGCACAAAAUAGUGCACCCGUUGAAAACACUACUCAUAACUGCCCCUUCACCAGAUUUAUAGAAGACAUAUUCAAAAUACACAACAAAACAAGCCCUAAUACCAACGCAAAUGAUGAAACAACAAAGCUCUUCCUUGAUGUUAUCGAUAAUUUAGAAAAUAAUGAUUCAAAUAAACAAAUACAAGAAGAACUAGUUAAUAGUAUUAUUGAGUCAAUCAAACGGAUAAAAGAAAAUGUGUCUAAAGACAUGGAUGAUGCUAAAUUAAAUGAAGCAAUUAUGCUCAAUGAAACUGAUAGAAACUACCACUUUGAUAAUGUUACAAGGACAGUGAGUGGUCUACAAAUUCUUAAUCAAGUAAGAAGCGGUAUUGAAGAAAGAAUAGAUUCGCAAAUUACAGAAAAAGUUAAUAAUUCGCUAAACAAUGAUGUACACAAUGAAACGAAUAAAGUAAGUGGUUCACAGUAUGUUGAAAUACUUACAAUUGAACCAAAUAACACAAAUGUAGCUAAUGCUUCUAACAACAACAUUUUGGAAGUUUUAAAACACAUUAUGCCAUUAUUCAAUUCGUCGUCUAAUAAACAAUUACAUAGUAUAACAAUAAUAGAGAGAAAUGAAAACAAGAACCAUUCUUUUAGUGAAACGAAAAAUACAUCUACUGUGGUAGUGAAAUACUGUGAUAAGGAUAAUUUAACACAGACUACAGAAGAUGUAGAGAAAGUUAAAAAUUUAAAUGCAACAGUUGAUGAUGAUGAUGACUAUUAUUAUUUACAAAAUGAUGAUUAUGAUCUCGUAACGGAAGCAACUAAUACUAAUGUAUCUUCGGAAGGAUUUAAAGAUAUUCUCGAAGCUGCUGAAUAUGGGUUACAGAAAUCAAAUGAACUAUACGACGUUUUGGAACCGAAAUUGUAUUCUAUGGGUUUAUGGUUAGACGACAAAAGCCCAGCUCGUUAUGUAGCUGCCUUCAAUGCGCCUUCCGAAGACCUGGCCAAGUUCUCCCGGUACGGCUACGCGUCUGUUUUAGCUGCUGAGAAGCUAAAGGAGUUGAGUGGAGAUGCACUCGAGAGCCGUACAGAGGAGGGAAAGUUUCCCAAAGCGAGUGCGCUGCGGGAGUCACCUUUAUUGGAUCAGUGCCCUCUACGCGCCCCUCCCAAGUGCCCUCCUGCUUCUAAAAGAUACCGCACACACGAUGGCACAUGCAACAACCUGAACCACCUCCGAUGGGGGUCUACCAUGACCCCAGUUCAACGCUUCCUCUCCCCAGUCUAUUCUGACGGCAUUCAAGCUCCCCGCCGUUCCAUAUUCGGUUCCCUCCUCCCUUCCGCUAGAGAAAUCAGCGCGUCAAUCCAUGAAGACCAAAAUGUUGAAAACCCUGGUAUCACCCAUUUGCUGAUGCAGUGGGGACAGUUUUUAGACCACGAUAUCGUGUCGUCGUCCCAGUCGCGAGGGUUCAAUGGAUCUGUGCCACGCUGCUGCAAGGAUGGUGGAAGGGAUUUCAUCCCUAAAGAGUUUUUGCAUCCGGAAUGUAUGCCAAUCGCAGUACCACUAUCAGACCCUUUCUACGGUCCGCGCGGCGUCAGGUGUCUGGACUUCAUCAGGUCUUCACCAGCGCCACUAGAAGACUGCAGGAUCGGCUGGAGAGAACAAAUUAACCAAGUGUCUGCGUAUAUUGAUGGGUCUCCAUUGUAUGCCAGUUCUGCAAGGCAGUCUGAUAAACUUCGCCUGUUUAGGAAUGGCAUGCUCCAAUACGGUCGCGUCCAACAGCGCCGGCCCCUCCUCCCCCCGCAGCAGGAGGACGCGCUGUGCCGCGGGGGCGCGCUCUCCCCCUCCUGCUUCCGCUCGGGCGACGCGCGAGUUAACGAGCAGCCCGGCCUUGUGGCUGCGCAUAUUGUGUGGCUGAGGACGCAUAACCGAAUGGCAACGGAGCUAGCCCAUCUGAACCCACACUGGAGCGAUGAAAAGAUUUAUCAAGAAACUCGCAAAAUCGUUGGCGCUAUGAUACAGCAUAUUACUUACAGGGAGUUCCUGCCUAUAGUACUAGGUUCAGAAGUGAUGCAGCUAUUCGAGCUAGAGCCAGCUCGUACAGGCUACUGGCACGGCUACAGCCCCCGCACGAGCUCCGCACCAGCCAGCGCCUUCGCAUCUGCAGCCUUCCGCUUCGGGCACAGCCUCGUGCAGCGCUCGCUCGUGCGGUACGACCGGACCCACCGACCUGUGCCUAACAAUGUAACUCUCCACAACGAGCCCACAAACCCGUCAAACAUCUGGAGUAUGGGCGCUGUAGACCGGCUUCUUCUAGGAAUGAUCAACCAACCGAUACAGAAACGGGAUGAAUUCAUCACUGAAGAGCUCACAAACCACCUCUUCCAAACUCCCCACUUUGACUUCGGUAUGGACUUGGCCGCUAUUAAUAUACAAAGAGGACGCGAUCAUGGCGUCCCUCCUUAUACCACCUGGAGGGAACCUUGUGGCCUCAGUACUAUAGAUGGAUUCGAAGAUCUAUUACGAGUAAUGCCAGCCAGGGUUGUCAGGAAAUUAAAAGCUCUGUACAAACACGUCGAUGACAUAGAUCUCUUCACUGGCGGGAUGGCAGAACGACCCGUUAUUGGUGGUUUAGUUGGACCGACUUUCGCUUGUAUUAUUGCACAGCAAUUCUCUAAUUUGCGUAAAGGAGAUAGAUUCUGGUACGAAAAUGGAGGAUUCGACUCAUCAUUCACACCAGCACAAUUACAACAAAUUAGACGAAUCUCGUUAGCUCAAAUCCUUUGCCGCACGCUUGACACGGUAGACAGCGUUCAACCCUUUGUUUUCCUUUCCCCUGACAAUCCUGACAAUGGAAGAAUAUCCUGCAAUAACGGUCUACUAAACAACUUUGACCUUUCUCCUUGGAUAGAAAUAAACUCCAGCUCAAAUAAUGAAGUUAAGAAAUCUGAAGAAACACCCACAAAAACCAAGAAAAUAAAACCAACAACAACGACAGAAAAACCUACGACCACAACUAAAAGACUCAAACCAAGCCAUAGUAAUUUAGUGCCUAAAAAGCCAAAUGCUGUCUUGACUGAAGAAAAGAUUGCAAAGCUUAAUUCCAAAAUGAAUUUGACUGAUGACUUAGAAAACGUAACUGAAUCUAAUUCAAACUUAAACUUAUUGGUCAUUGACGAUAAACUUGACUUUAAAAACAAAAGUAAACGACUAGAUGACGGAGACAUACAGACUCGACGCAACCCGAUAAAACAAUACGGUGACUACGAUGACGUACAUAGCGCACAGUCGGUGGUUGUAAAUAACUUACCGCAUGCAAGACCACAUAACCGACCGUACCUAUCUGUGACUGAAAACAUUGACAAAUAUACUUACCUUAUUAACUAUGUACCAAGACCGACUCAAUCUUGGCGACAGACGACUAGACGCAAUUAUGACAGGGAUGUAGUUAAAGUGACAUAUCAGAAUUACGAAGACACAUAUAGACGACCUAACAGACCAUACUACAACAGAGAUGACUUAGAUAAUGACUUUGAAUCAAGAAGUGACGAACCUAGAAAACCUGAAAUACACUCCUCAGCUAGAUCCAACGAUGACGUACUUACGACCAGACUGACAGAACGACCAUAUGAUAAAGUGACUGACAAAACUACUAACGUUGACGCAACGACUGAAAACUUAUACAAACUACUGACUUUUGGAUACUUAGGUUCUUAUAAAGGUGACUUGACUGACAGAAUAACGAGAAAAGACUCAAAAGACGACAACAUAAGCAAGGACUUUUCGACUGACGCAAAAAAAGAAAGCGCUGACACAAACAAUGGAAAACUAUCGACGUUUUUCCUUUACGAGACUGUGACUAGACCUUUUAACUCCCAACGACUGACUAAAGACGAAGUGACUACGAAUACAAAAACAAAAUACUUUUACGUUAACAAUGUUUUAAAGAAAUACCCAGAUGACGAACCCAAACAUGAUGACGCACAGAAUACUGACAAUCUUCGCAAAAAAGAGGACAUAGAAGAGCGAUCCGUUCCAGACAAAAUGGCAGCUUUAGAAGAGCCAAAGUCUGAAAAACCACGACUUAGGGGUAAAAAACCUGGAAACUCUGCGAAGACACCGUCCGUCACUUUUCAAAUAAUUCCUAGCGAAAACAGCCCUUCUCGAUGGGCAGUUUACGACGAGAAAGAAGACCUCACAGACACGCCGCCUCCAACCAUGCCCUCUAUCAAGAUAGACCCCCACGCGCUCAGAGAACUGCCUAGACCCAUACACUUUACAUCAAAACGACGCUUUGGAGGAAAAUAAUAUCAUACAUUUUAAAAUAAUUCAAUUAAUAGACUAAGUACUGAGGAUUCUAUUGUGGAUGUGAAAUUUAUAGGAAAAUUAUUGUGUAAAUUGUGACGAAUGUUGAUGUUAUUUUGUUAUGUCGACUCUAAAAUUAACUGACUACUUGCGAUAUGACUUAUGACUGACUUAAAGUAAUGACUGGCAACUGAUCUGCUGUGACUAUAUUGACUAAAUUAUUUGACUAAAUAAAGUGUCUUGACUGUGUUGACUAAAAUGUUUAAGGAAAUAAAAUGACGUGACGUAUAAUUUAAUGUUUUUCUCGUCAUAAGAAAAAAUAAUACUUAUAUUAAAAAUAAUACUUCCUAUAUAAUUGAGGAAAUAACUAAUACCUAUCCAAACAUAAAUAACAGCUGAACUUAAUAAUUCAGACUGUAGAAAGUAAAUUAUUAUCACCAUACUAAUUUUACGUACGAUGCAACUAUUCCUCAAUAAACCUAACUGACUGACUUCCUUUUGUAAGCACAAGAUUUGACUUUUUGACUUCAACUACGAAAAAGAAAACUAAAAUACAAAGACUAAUGACUGACUUUUACGAUCUGAGGUACCGUAUUUAUAACAUUAGUUACUGAGAUGAACUCAGUUCACUUAUUUACCAUGACUAUAAUACGACUCAUGACUAAACUCACGAUCUCAUACAUUUGACUAAUUUUUACUAACCUAACAUUACGUAACAUUUGAUGCUAACCAGACUAAAAUGACUUAUAACUUAAUGACUAUGACAGUAUGACUAUGUAACAUUUCGUAUCAAUAUUAUGAUUGACACGAUGACCCUAUGACCUUUCUUGACGAAUUCUCAACUGACCUACCACGGCUUUGAUACCCAUUAGAAAAAAAGAUUACUCGAUUUGACAUAGGACAGAAACCUAAUCACUACUCUUACUUCUACACUCUGAAAAUCAUUUAAUGAAGCAGAUUAGAAAAAUUAUUUGCUAAAUAUGUAGGUAUUAUAUUGGUAAAAUGACAGGACUUUUGACUAUACUGACUAUUGAUUUCAAAGCGACAUGUCGAACAUAAUAUUACUGACUAUUGACAAAUAAACUCGCUGACUUACAUUGAUGAUUGACUAUACAGUAUACAAAGACCUAUUUUUGACUCAAUUUAUAAAGUUGACCAUAAUGACGUAUAACUAAUAUUUGACUUGACUCUUAUCCUGACUGAGGUAUUAUAUUUACCAUUUUGACUGAUAGAACCUGUUAUUAUAUUAUACUGUGUCUUUAAUAUUUAAAAUAAUACUACUACUAUUUUAAUAUGUUAAGUAUUUCAUAGUGCAAGUACAAAAUAUCACUAUUUUGGAAUUUUAAGCUUUUUGAAAUAUUUCAAAUACAUUCCAAACAGAUAAUGCAUUUAUAGAAUAAAAACAUUAAUCUUAAUUUUUCUACAUUUGCAAUUAAUGUUGAAU